This is a messenger RNA of Ruditapes philippinarum (Manila clam), 1199 nucleotides long. RefSeq lists its product as uncharacterized. Bases 305 to 1192 code for a protein of 295 amino acids. The record is from RefSeq and is a predicted model, not a curated record. The transcript has 5 exons. NCBI's taxonomy places the organism in Eukaryota, Metazoa, Mollusca, Bivalvia, Venerida, Veneridae.
CCAGGUAGAUCUAAUCUACAUUACAGUAAUAGAUGGUUUCAUUAUUAAAAAUUGGCAUGACGUCUUCAGCCAUAAAGUAAAUAAUGUGUAUUUGCAAGAAGUUAAACGUCUGGGAACUUCAUCAUUUCAUGUAUAUCAUGGUACUAGUUUGCAGACGUUAAGACGAUUGCCAAGGAAUUUCAAUUGUGAUUUAUCUCGGAAGCCUGGUGACGAAGAAGCGUUCAUAUUGAAUGAACAUUUUCUUGCAAGGUAUCUUCGAGUGUAUCCUAAAAGUUUCCCGGACACUUUCUUUCCAUGUCUGAAGAUGGAGAUAUUAGGCUGCAGGACCUCUGACUACUUAUCGCUUCAAUGCUCGUUAAACGCCACAAAGAAGAUAUCAAGGGUUGACAAAAUCUACGUUCCCGUUAAUAAGCCAGGUCAUGUUUACGCAAACAUUUCGGUGCAAGAGUGUGAAAGUAAAUGUUUGUAUAAAGAACCCGGGUGUAUUUCAGUCCAAAACAUAGAAAACAGCUCAUCUUGUACACUUUAUUUUGAGGACUACACUCAUAACUAUGUUACAAUGGAAACUGACAGUCCUGCAGAUGUUUUUUCCAUGGUCACGUGCCUUCAUGACCAAGAAUCAACUAUGAAAGGGAGCAUUUGGAUUAUUGAGGAGUUCGAUUUUACUGGACCAGGAUUUCUUACAAGCAUAGGAUAUCCAUUUACAUAUACAUAUGGCUUAGCAUAUAGAUGGAAGCUAGACUUUAUCAAUAAGACUUUGAUGGUACGAUUUUUGGACAUUUCGCUGAAAUCCUUUGAGGAAUCGGAGAAGACAUUUGUUAACAACAUCUACUGUAGGGACUCAAUCAUUUUAAAAGCAUAUUCAAGGGACGCACACAAUAACAGCGAUCCAUUUUCUGACUUUAACACUAUCGGCGACUUUGACUUAUAUGGAGCGGUUACAAGCGAUCAAAAUGGACAAAUGCCAGUAUUUCCAAUGGGUCAUUAUCCUCAUCAUCAACAGAUGUUCCUAGACACCUUCAAUGUCUCUUCGACAACGAGUGAUGAAUUAUCUACCGGCGUUUCGCUGUAUAUCAUCUUCUACUCAUGCUCGUCUGGCACAGCUUUGAAUUUAGGUCGAGGAUUUCGUUUGCAUGUUUCUACAGAAGGUAAACCAGAGAAUACAGCAUUUUCCGUAACCUUUACUUACUAGUAUAGAA